GUAGUCACUGUUGUGGCCGCUCUCACGCGCUGACUGCUGACGGCCAAACAGUUGCUGUUGUGCGGCUAGAAUUGACGGCAUUUUAGCAAAGUAUCACGAAAUAGUGUUGAAAAUGACGUGCGAAAAAAUAAAAUAAAAUAAAAUGAAAUAAACACUAAAAUAAAUUUAAAAAAUAACAACAACAAAUCUAAGAAAUAAAUAGCGACAAACAUAAUAACGCGGCGCGCUGAAAAGCGUUCAAAGCUGGCACAGUUGAAAAAAAACAACAAGGAACGAAAAAAAUGGGAGAAAUGAUAUUAUUUAGUAUUUUACAUAUUAAAAAUCGCGGCUACUUCUCAUAAUUUUCGGUGCUUGGUCGUGCGCGCGUACACAUACCGUUGACGGCGUUGGCAUUGGCCAAAUCGCUCGAACGGGCACGUUAUGUAAGCAGGAUUUUUUGGGUUUUUUCACAAACCGCAAAAAAUUGCAAUAAAAAUUUUUUGCUAAUGCAUGAUUUGCAACGGUGACAAAACUCAAAAGUGCGUGAUAGUGCAGGUAUGCGAGAAAAUUCCUAAAUUGAGAAGCGAUAACGAGCAACGAAACUAAAAAAGUGCGUCAAAUCGCGAAAACAAUCUGCGACAAUCCAUGUAAAAUAUCUUAUGAAUUUAACGCAAUAACGAAGUUUUUCUCCACAUUUGAACUAACGGUUAAUAACGGUGAUAGCCGCAUAAGUGCGCAACCAAGUGUUUAAUUAUUUGUGACUAAUAUGAAAAAUAUGGAAAGUGCAACAAAUAAAUUGUCAAUUAAAAUAAUAAUAACUUCAACGCAGGCGGUUUUGAUGUGAACAGCAACAACAACAAUAAACAAUUAAACUGCGUCGUUGGUCAACGUAAGCGUCAACGUCAGCAGAAGUGUUAUAAGCGUAAAAGUGAAGCAGAAGAAGAGGAAAAAGAAGAAGAAGAAGAAAAGAAAAAUUGCGAAAUAUACAUACAUACACACAUAUAAAGUGAAAGCACAAACACGGCACGCAUAAACAUUAAUCUAUAGACAUGUAUGCAUGUAUGCACAUACAUACAUACAUACGUACGUACAUACAAGCAAAAUAAUGAAAUAAUAAAAUGGAUUUUCACCUUAAAACCGGCGAUAAAAGGAAUCAACUAAAUUAUCGAUCGAAAAUACUGUGAAAAGUUAAGUGAAAAGUGUAAUAGCGGAAAAGUAAAAGAAAAAAACAAUACGAAUCAAAAUGUACGACAUUCAAACGACGCUGCAUAAAAUUGCUUUAACCCUCCAACAACAGCUCAAUGCUCUCACCACCAGCACCGAAGUCGCCUCUCACAAUACGUGUGAACGGGCAGAAUUCUACAAUUUCCCCACACCAACACAGGCGCAGGAUAUUUGUCAAUCAACAGACGCGCCCAACUGGAAACAGCUACACAUACUUUAUACGCGUUACUACACACUCCUUAUGCACCACAUGUGGCCCACUUUGCUGGUCGCACUGCAUCAAUGCCACGAUGUCUAUCAGAAAACCCAGCAAUACUACACCGAAUACAGCACACGUUUGGCUCAAUGGUCCACACUGCUCGCGAGUGAUCAAUUAUUUAUGUUCGCAAUCAAAUUUUGCCUGCUAUUGCUCUUCCUCUUUCUCAUGCAUUGGAUUAAAUCAACGAAAGCGCCCGCAACUCCCACGGCAGCAGCAGCAGCAUCGACGGAGGCAGCGAUGCCGGCAAUCAAUUUACCGCUAAUCGUUACCGACGAUCGCAUUGAAGUAUUGGAAGUGAGCGCUGCGAGUGACAUUCUGUGCUCAGUCGAUGCGCCCAGAUCACCGGCGACAUCUAUUACGCCCACCGUGACGCGUGAAUUGGUUUGUGAUUUCAAUUUCGUUUCGCCGUCAGAGUUGCGCGCUGCACUCGAGGCCGCCAAUCAGCGGAUGCUUGAGAUAGAGGAAAAGCGUCGCCGCAAACGUAUAACCAAAAAACGGAAAUGCGUUUCGGCGGGUCCGAUAUUGAUUGCGAUACGAUCGAAGAAGACACAUAAGCAUAAAAAAAGACAAGAGCAGUUGGAAUUGAAGCAGCAGCAACUAUUGCAUCAACAACAAUUGGAAUUGUUAACACCAACAAAUGUAUCACCUGUACGUUCCACAUAUCUGUCAUCGCCGACAGAAGAUGAGAACUUUUUGCCAGUGCGCAUGAAGCCGUUGGCAGUGGGUGGUGCAGCUUACGAAAUCGAGGUGGAUGCGGAAACAGAAGCAGAAAUUGUAUCUUUGAUGUGUGUUUCCGAGCCUCGUGGCACAAUGAGCACCACUGAAGAGAUUUAUCCUGAUUCACCGGAUAGCAGCCUGUACGGUUCGGAUGAGGAGCAAGAGGAUCCAUCGCAAUAUUGCCGUGGCGGCUAUCAUCCAGUAAUUAUAGGCGAUAUAUUUGACAAUCGUUUUCGUGUUGUACGCAAACUUGGCUGGGGACACUUUUCCACCGUUUGGCUAUGCAGGGAUCUCAAAGAAGAGAAAUAUGUCGCCCUGAAGGUGGUGAAGAGUGCACCGCAUUAUAUCGAAACCGCUGCCGAUGAGAUACGUCUUCUCGAAGCUAUACGUGAUGCAGAUCCGCUCGAUGUAAAACGUGAGCGUAUCGUACGACUGCUCAAUCACUUUACGAUACGCGGCGUUAAUGGCAAACACUAUUGUUUGGUUUUCGAGGCGCUCGGCUGUAGUUUAUACAAACUGAUCGUGAAGAAUAACUACCAGGGCUUAGCCAUCGGCCAGGUGCGCAACAUUAUCAAACAAGUGCUGGAGGGGCUAGAUUAUUUACAUACGAAAUGUAGCAUUAUUCAUACGGAUAUUAAACCAGAGAAUAUACUGUUGGUGAUCGAUAAUGAGUCGGUGGUGAAUCAACAAAUUGACGAUGAGAUUGCAAGCUUACGCGUGAAGGGCGCUGACUUUCCGGAUUCAUAUAUAAGUUCCAUCGAGAAGCAGGCGAAGAGUCUAAGUAAAUGGCCACUGAUCGAUACAAAUGCCUCAACAACAAAUAGCACGGGCACAGCUAAUAAUUCCUCCACAUCAUCCACACCGUUGCCAACUACAGCUGUGGCUGCACUCUCAAUGACCGGUGCAACAAUAACGGCACUUAACAAGGAUGAUACGAAUUCAACAUUAAAUACAAAUACAACUACAUCAUCGCUAGCGUCUAAAUAUUCAUCCAGUUUGAUAGGCGAAAAUGAUGGUGUAGGUGGCGGUCGUACAGGUACGGAUAGUCCUUCAAUAGGCGGCGGUUCGACAUAUGCGACAACGGGCAAUAUGAAUAAUCGUUAUCGAGCCGAGAAGAAAAUCACUGCCAAGACCCAGUCCUACACGAAUGCCAUACAAGCGUUGAUCAACAAUACGAAUGUGCGCGUUAAAAUUGCUGAUUUGGGAAAUGCCUGUUAUGAUUAUCAUCAUUUCACCGAAGACAUACAAACGCGACAAUAUCGUUCCAUAGAAGUAUUGCUUGGCGCACCAUACAAUUUCACGGCCGAUAUUUGGAGCACCGCUUGCCUUGCUUUCGAAUUAGCAACCGGUGAUUAUCUGUUCGAUCCACACGCUGGCGAAAAUUACUCACGCGAUGAGGAUCAUUUGGCGCACAUUAUUGAACUAUUGGGCACGAUACCGCCGUCCGUGAUAUUUCGUGGCAAGCAUGGACUCAAAUACUUUACUAGUUAUGGCAGCUUACGAAACAUCACGAAAUUGAAGCCAUGGAGUCUAUUAAACGUACUCAUCGAAAAAUAUGACUGGGAUCCCAUGGAGGCGAAAAAAUUCUCUGAUUUUUUACUACCGAUGCUUGAAUACAAUCCCGUUAUACGCGCCUCAGCGGCCGAAUGUCUAAAUCAUCCAUGGCUCGAGCAGGAAGAAUUCGUUUGAAAGGUAGCCAUCUUCGUUUCACUUGUUGACUGAUUGCUAAGCUGAAACGAACGAAUGCAUACACGCACACGAAUGACGUUACAUACAUACAUACAUAGAUGGGAGUAGAAUUGCAAACUAACGGCGGAGCUCAGCUGAAGACAGGGCCGAGAGAGAGACUUAAAGAUUCUCACAUUAAUACUUAAGCGUUAAGAAUUUACAUACAAUACAAAGAGAUAAAUUAAAAAUAAAAACUUAUAAAGUAGGCAUUAAAUAAUUUUUUAAUAUUUAAUGAUGAAGUAUAAAUGAAAAUAAAAUAAAUUUAAAAGCGUAGCAUGCAAUAAUGAAGAGAAAUAAAAAUAUGACAACAACAACAAAAACAUUUGAGAUAACAGAAUUUAAGCAAAUGGAAAUGAAAUGGUGGAAAAAAGUAGGUGGCAAAAAAGUAUGUUUGUUAAAGUAAGUUUUCUAUGGGCGAAUAAAAAUUGAGUUUUAGCAUUAAAGGAAGUAUGAAGAAGGAAGUAUAAAGAAUAAAAACACAAUUUAAAUAAAAGACAAUUGCAAGAUCCCUGUAGGAUACCCUAACGACUUAUAGCCAUACAUACAUACACUCACAUACUUUCAUACAUAAACAUUUAUAUGAAUUAUUAAAAAUAGCAUAAACUUCAAAGAAUUUUGGAAUCUGCAUAUGCCUAACUGACUGACUUAUUUUUCAUAAAAAACUUAAUAAAACUCGUAACUUAAUACAAAUAAAGGAUUAAAUAAACAAUAAAUAAAUAAAUAAUAUAUUAUGAUGGGAAAGUAAUCAUUAGAACUAUUUCAAAAUAAGCAAAAUGUUUACAUAACCAAACAAAAAAUAUUUUAAAUUGAUGCAUAACAAAUGAGCAUUUCGCACAAUUCGUAAGUAAGAUUGGACAUCAAUAAGUAAAAAGGCUGGCAACUUUACAUUGUAAGCGCCAGUAAAAUUUUUAACAUUUGCAAAUUAAUUUCCAAAUUACUUAAUUGACAUUUAACGAGAACAAAAUCACUGGAAAAUGGUCAACACUAAUAACUAGCGCUAAAAUAACUGAACAAUCCAAUAAAUUCAAGUUGAAAAAAAAUCUGAAAUUUUUCAUACAUACAAACCGUAAUAUAAGCCACACAGAAAAAUAAAAAUAAAAAUUAUAAAUAGUAUCUUAGCUUAAACAAGGUAAAGCGAAUAAUUGAUUUCGUGGGUGCAUAACACAAUUUUUCGAACAACUUUAAAAUAGAAAAAAUAAACUACAAUACAAAACUGUAAAAAUUAUACAUGCAUACAUGCGUAAUGCAAAAGUCAGAAUAUGUAAUUCAUAGUUCAUAAAAAAAUUUUACCGUACAUGAUUAAUCUAAAAUGUAUCUCUGCCCUCAUGAAAUGGGAGCAAGCGCAUAUACGAUGCUUCUUCUUGUUGUCCUUACCCAUAGAAAACGAUUGCAGUGCACAAUGCUAUUAAAGCUUAGCUAGUUGCUUCAAUUUGUUUUAGAAGUUCAAUAAAAAAGAAACCUCUUUUAUUGAUUUAGCACAAAAAAUAGAAAAGAAAAAAUAGGCACAUAAACUCAUUUCAUUGGAAUUCAAACGUUUCAGUGCGAGAAAACCCUCAUCGAAGAGGUGUGUUCAGUGGCCGCUGCACUUAGUUCGUACAUUUGACAGCACUUCACCAAUGAAAAAGACGCGUUGUUAGUAGCCGAGCAUCCGCCGGAUACUUCGUAUAAUUAUCGUUGCUAUGAGUCAGUCUAAUCGAUCUAUAUUUAAAAAUCGUAUUUAAAAACAAGCAUAAGUACUUAUUAACUUGCGAAAAUGUGAUUUUAUUUUUAUAAAAUAGUUGUUGAAUGUUUUCAUUAUCAAGCAAUGAGUAUUUGAGCUACAAGUAGCUAAAAGGCUAACGUGGCGUACUCGGCAUGCCAAUAUGGACGCCGAUGUAUGAAAACCCGAAGUCUAAAAUGCAGUGAGUUGUGAAAGUUCAGUUUAACUUGAACUUGUCUGAAUUAAAUUUGAAAUUUCAAGGUGUGUAAGUGAUGCCUAGUUAUGAGUGGAUUUGGUUGCCUUUAUUAGCAUACUUAGUAAUGGUUGGUUUUUUUUUGCCUUUAUUGCACACUUGUCGAAGUUGGCAAUUGGUAUUGAAUAAAAAAUAUCUUGGGUCCGUUUGUAUGCAACUAAAGAUGCCACAUAGCAAAAAUAUGCAAAUGUCACUCUUAAUUUGCUUUAUAAUUAUUUCUGUUAUGCUGUAAAUGGCCUUAUAAAAUUGUAGAUACAUUAAUUUACUGUGGAAGUUUUUUUUUAUUGUAUUGGCGGCUUUCUUAUAUGGUUCAGUAAACUAAAAAUCGUUUUUAAAAAUAUUAAAAAUAAAGCGCAAUUCAAAGUAAAGAUAAAAUUGAUCAGCUUUAAGGGGUUAGGGCUAGCAGAGGCCCGCAAAAGUGAUAAUUUUCAAUAAUACAGUGCACUCGCGAUAACUCGAACUAAUUAAAACAGGCGCUGUUCGAUUUAUCGAAUUUGUUCGACUUAUCAAUUGAGUGUGCUAUGUUAAAAAAACAGUCAUCGAUAUCGAUUUUUCGAUCGAUUGUUGAAAAUGGAAGCCAGUAGAAAAUUUCUGUAGUAUAGUUUCGUUAUACGAAUUACAUUUUGGUCCAUUGGCUGGAUCAAUGGUGUCACAUUCGGCGCCAUAAACAUGGUUAAAAUUAAACCAUCCUCGGACUUUAAUUCGAUUUCGUUGGGAUGUGAUGGGGCAUUAUCAAUUAGAAGAAGAGCCUUCUCAGGUAGUCCCCCAUCUUUCAAAUAUUUUCUUACCUAAAUAUUAAAGUCAUUUAACUUGGUUAAAAAAAUUGUUUUAAUGAAUCUGGAUUUUACCUGCGGCACGAACGAGUUAUGAAACCAGUCUUUGAAAAUCGCCGAAGUCAUCCAGGCUGAUUUGGAAUUUUCGUACUCCACCGGACAGUUAAAAUUUUUGAAAAUACGAGGAUUUCUUGCUUUGUCAAUAACGAGAAGUUUAAGCUUAUGGUUGCCGGUAGCGUUAGUGCAAGCCAUAAAUUGCCUUAUCUUUCUUUUUUAUAAGACUUAUGGUGGACUUGGCUACCCCAUAUUCCUUCGCUAGAGAAGUAACACUACGUCCACGUUUAAUUUUGUUAAGGACUUCAGCCCUCUCUUUUAAUGUUAAACACUUCAACCUUUUACGAUCCAUUACUCACAUGCACUGAUACACUACAAAUGACAAAUUUAAAGCAAUUUGGUCAAUGCAAGAUGUUGUUCCCAGAAAACUAACGGGAUAUUAACGUCGACAUAUUCAUAUGGACAAUAAACUAGUAUACAUAUAAUUUAUAUACAUAUACUAUUACAUAUGUAUGUAUGUACAAAAUGUACAUGUUUGAAAAGAAUGUGUGUACAAAUAAAUUUGUUUUUUUGUUCGAGUUAUAGCGCUUUAAUAUUGUUCGAGUUACAAAGAAGUCAAUAGGGAAAAAAAUGUGUUCGAGUUAGCACGUCGUUCGACUUAGCGGCUAUUCGAGUUACCGCGAGUGCACUGUAUUUGUUUUUGCUAUCAACUUCAAUCAAUUUCAUUAUUCUGCAAAAAUUAAAACAAAGCAUUAAUAUAUCAUGUUUCGACUUGACUUUAGCAAAACUUCAACAAAAAAAAUUAAUAAUUGUAAAAGUUAUCGCUUUUUGUGUGGAGACCGUUUCUCCAGAAGUCCCUUGCGGUGAUGGUCACAAAUCCUUGGAGAUGCAUCUAAAAUCUAUCGGACGAGAGAAAUUAGUUUCAUUAAUAGAUAAUCUUGUGCCUGAUAGAAGCUUUUUUUCAAAUUUAACAACCUGGCGGCCUCAGAAAAUAUUUUUCAGAUUUUCGAGAAAAAAACCGAUAGCUAAAUGUUAAAAAAAAAGAAAUUUUUGAAAAAAAUCAGGCACGAGUUUUUUAGGUUUUUCAAUAGCAGUAUGAAUAUUAUUGAAAUAUACCUAACGGUUUUUGAGUUACAGUGAUCAUCAAUUCAAAACAAAUAGUUUUGAGAAAAACGCAUUAAAAGUUUUGCUAUCGAUUUAUGUAGUGUUAUACGAAUUAUUUAAUUACUUACACUAUGCCAUCUAUUCCUGGGCUGUACAACAGUUCUUCAGCCGCUGCUACUUGCUCUCGAACGCUCCGGAGCGCCCGAGCGCCCUUUGUUAAUUGUUGAAUAACUCGAAAAGUAUUUGUCGAGUUCACUUUAAAUUUUCACACAAUACUUUUAAGAUAUUAUACUUUUUUUUGAUAAUUCUGACUACCCCUAACCCCUUAAUUAAAUUAGUUUCAAUUAGUAAUUCAAAUAAAAAAUACCUGUUUUCGGCAUUUUUAGCGCCAAUAACAUAUACGUAGAGUUCAUGUGACGCCACGCGUGCUUCACCGCUGAUGUUGCACCCUGUGCCGGCAGGAAAUGCGUUUCACAAAAAUAUUGUCUUAGUUUUUUCGUUUUUUUAUUAGAACACUUAAUAAAAUAUUUCAAACAAAAAGAAGGUAUUGGGCUAGCGUAUGAAGCAAAGGCAACAGUGAACGUGUCAAAUCAUUAAACAAAUAGUUAAACCAAACUUUUCUUGUCAUAAAAUGUCACAUGGGCUUACAUUUUUCUAAGGUAGAUCCUCAUUUCAAGCACGAACUGCUCUAAUAUUUUGAAAAGGUGCAAUUUAUUCCUGUAAAUUUGUUAGGUUGCCGCAUAUUUUUCGUGUUGUUUCCCAUCCUAUUUCCUCUUUGAUCAACGCAGUCAUUCUCACAUACGUAUUUUUUUUGUGUAAUCCAAAAUUUACGUACACGUUCAAAGUUAAUUGUAAACAUACCAGAUUGUAUAAAAUUAGCAAACUUGUAAACAAACAUAUUUCAAAAUACAAUCAUACAUCAGCAGCUCAUAAAUGCAUACUCAUACAUAUACACAUUUUAUAAUUAUACGAUAUUUCAUACAUCCAUCUUAAUAAAUAUUUGCAAAAACAGUGUACCCGUAGUGGAAUUGAAUUCUAAAUUAACAAUGAAAAUACUUGCAUAAAUAAACAAUGAAACGUUUAAGAAUAACCGAAAUAUUUUUAUUAAAAAUUUAUUACUGAAUUAUUCGAGUACGAAAUAGUAAACAAUAGUGUAUAUGAAAUACCCUUGCCACCAAGACAUUUGUGACCAUAUAAGAAAAUUUGAGUUAAUAUCGCAACAAAUGUUGAUGAAAGCAAAAUAAAAUUGUAAAAUUAGUAUUAUAGAAUUGAAAAAGUGUGAAAAAAUAUUCAUUUGUUGAAAACAAAAGAAAAUAUUUUACAGUAACUUAAAGUAAAAGGUGGAAAUUGUGAAAUAAUUAUGAAUUAAUAAAAUACAUA
Anastrepha ludens (Mexican fruit fly) is the source of this 9170-nucleotide messenger RNA. RefSeq names its product SRSF protein kinase 3 (gene Srpk79D). The record is from RefSeq and is a predicted model, not a curated record. Gene Ontology annotation, molecular function: protein kinase activity; ATP binding. Gene Ontology annotation, biological process: regulation of mRNA processing; protein phosphorylation; spliceosomal complex assembly. Bases 1223 to 3868 code for a protein of 881 amino acids. Lineage: Eukaryota; Metazoa; Arthropoda; Insecta; Diptera; Tephritidae. The transcript has 8 exons.